Molecule: messenger RNA, 3795 nt
Organism: Oncorhynchus nerka (sockeye salmon)
Lineage: Eukaryota; Metazoa; Chordata; Actinopteri; Salmoniformes; Salmonidae
Product: sodium/potassium/calcium exchanger 4-like
Exons: 17
Coding region: 710-2497 (595 amino acids)
Biological process (GO): intracellular calcium ion homeostasis; calcium ion transmembrane transport
Cellular component (GO): plasma membrane
Molecular function (GO): calcium, potassium:sodium antiporter activity; calcium channel activity
Source: RefSeq, a predicted model, not a curated record
CCGGCGAGGUGUUUUAAAUGGACCGUAGACUGUAGCUUAAAGGAAAACUGCACCUGGAGCGACGGAGUUGACGAUAGUCCCAUCAUCCGCACGCUUAUUAUUCUGCUCUACGAAAAUAAGGGGAGGUUUUCGAACGAUGUGACAUGACUGCUACCCGAAUGUAACAAUUAGUCUAACCUUGAUGAAAUCCGAUUGCGCUCUUCCGCCGUGUAUUAAUUGGAACCACUCGGGUGCGCACAGUUCUGCGGCCAUAUGUAGUUGAAUCAUUUAACUGAAGAGGAUGCUUUAAAUGUACAUUCAGUAGAACAUUGAAGGCUACUUUGAAGGCAACCCGGAAUAGCCCCCAAUUAAUUUCAAAUGCCAUGGUAGUUUAUUUGCUUAAACGUAAAGGUCAGAAUCUGGGGUUUGCGAGAUACAUGCUGAAUUGAUUGGAGACCUUCGGAAUUGACCGCCUUGUCAUUCAUUGCCUGUUGUGUAGGCACGGAAUUUUCACGCGCUGUUCUAGCAAUCCAACAGCUGAACAACAUUGUCUAGGUUGCUCAUCCAAACUGACCGCCCCACUACUUCGCAUCUGCGCCCCGGCCACUUGAAAUGAGGACCGCGUCCCGAGCCUGUUCUGUGUGAAGCCGCGAAAACGGGCAAUUCCUUCCGUAUCUCCCGUCCGCAGUGAGGCAAGGACAUUAAGUCCCCGUUUGGCCGUGCUGCAGCCAUGGACCGGGACGAGAACAAGAGCGUCUCGAAAAAGACCAUAAUCACAAAGAUUUUCAAAGUUCGCAGGAGGAGAGAGAUGCUUUUCGUGCAAGUGUGUUUUCUCUGCAGUGUCCUCUGCAUGGCAUGGAGCAUGUCAGUAUUGCUGACAAAGACAGGGUACGGAAUAACAUUCAAAAAUGGACACGAGAAGCAUGAACAUUGGGGAAGGAAGCUCAUGGGACAUGAACCCGACAACGAGACCGAGUCGAAGAACUGCACAGAGCCAGCUAUCAAGGAGUUCCCUGAAGACAUGUUUUCCAACUACGAGCGCAAGAGUGGGGCCGUCCUGCUGCACAUCGUGGCGGCCCUCUAUAUGUUCCUGGCCCUCGCUAUAAUCUGUGACGACUACUUUGUACCGUCGCUGGAGAAGAUCUGUGAGAAACUAGACCUAAGUGAGGAUGUUGCCGGAGCCACUUUUAUGGCAGCUGGGAGUUCUGCUCCCGAGCUGUUUGCCUCCGUCAUUGGUGUCUUCAUCACCCACGGUGACGUGGGGGUGGGGACAAUCGUCGGCUCAGCGGUCUUCAAUAUCCUGUGCAUCAUCGGCGUAUGCGGAAUAUUCGCCGGACAGGUUGUAGUGUUGGGUUGGUGGUCUGUUUUCCGAGAUUCAUUCUACUACGUCUUGUCGAUCCUCGCUCUUAUUGCGUUUAUCUACGAUGGGAAGGUAGUAUGGUGGGAGAGCCUGGUGUUGGUGGUCAUGUACUGCGGAUACAUCCUCAUCAUGAAGUUUAACCAGAGCUUGCAGAAGUUAUUCGCGAGUAAAGACGACAAGGACAAGAAUCAGGCCAAUGGUAACGCAGCGGCCAGCAGCGAGAUGCAGGAUGUCAAGCCCAGUAAGGCUUACAGUCGUGGGUCUGUGGUCAUGGUCGAUGAGAUGAUGCAUGCCAACCCUCCCAAGAUGCGUUUCCCCGAGGCCGGCCUCCGCAUCAUGAUCACCAGCCAUUUUGGACCCAAGACCCGACUGCGCAUGGCCAGUCGCCUCAUCAUCACUGAGCGUCAGAAGCUGGUCCAGGGUGCCAACGGAGUGGAGACCCAGGUGCUGGAGGGGAAGGUGGAUGUUGAGAACGGCAACGUGCCCGAGGACAAGCCUGCAGAGGAGGAGGCCGAAAAUGAGACAAUCUCCCCCUUUCAUAUCCCUGCGGGCAUCAGCAGCAAGUGUAAGUGGCUGAUCGCGUGGCCCCUGCUGCUCCUCCUGUUCUUCACCAUCCCCAACUGUGCCAAGCCUCGAUGGGAGAAGUUCUUUAUGCUCUCCUUCAUUCUCUCCACUGUCUGGAUCGCCGUCUUCUCUUACUUCAUGGUCUGGAUGGUCACCAUCAUCGGCUACACCCUUGGCAUCCCAGACGUCAUUAUGGGCAUAACUUUCCUGGCAGCGGGCACCAGUGUACCAGACUGCAUCGCCAGUCUCAUCGUUGCUCGGCAAGGAAUGGGUGACAUGGCAGUGUCCAACACCAUCGGCAGUAAUGUGUUUGAUAUCCUGGUUGGACUGGGGUUGCCCUGGGCGCUACAGACCAUGGCGGUCAACUAUGGCUCUGAGGUCAUUAUCAACAGUCGAGGACUUCUCUACUCUGUGGUGCUGCUGCUGGGUUCUGUGGCUUUAACGGUGGGGGGGAUCCACGUGAACCACUGGAAGCUGGAUCUGAAGCUGGGUAUCUACACGCUGGUCCUCUACGCUGUCUUCCUGUGUUUCUCCAUCAUGAUCGAGUACAACGUGUUCACCUUCGUCAACCUGCCGAUGUGCAUGGAGGAGUAGCUAGACCCUGCCCACCCACGCUGACCUCUGAACCAGGAUGCUCCAUCCCCUCAAUCCCAGAGAGCAACCAAUCACAAUCAACCUUCUUCGCCGUCAUCCACUACAUUACUAACCCUUGUAACUGAAUCUCCUGUCUGUCUGACUCCAUCUUUCAUUGUCAUAACAGACCUGUUGACCUCUUGAUCUGCUCAUUGUCUUUAAAUCUGUCUCUCCCUGUGCUUGGACUCACUUUCCCAUGAGGCUUUGUUCUGAGGAGUGGAUGGACGCCUCUCCAUGCCUCAAACUUCCUCCCCUCUCUCAUCCAACAGACUGGACCCAGUGUCAGACUACUCUAUUUUCCAUUUAACCCCUCCAACUAUCUCUAGUCUUACUGUGCUUUCAUUAGCAUUCCAUCAAAGGCUUUAGAAUUAAGGGGAUCCUACAAUACCUACAGUCUCCCUCUCACAACAACCCACACAUACCUCAGGUUAGGGUUAGUCGUAAACCCCAACAUUGACACUCGACCAUUUCUCCCACUCUCCCCCAUCAAAACCUCUUCUCUUAACCUCCCCACCCCACACCACAGAUCUACCCAAAGACCCUAGGAAGAAAAAACACAACCCCGCCCUCAAUCUCUACCUCUCCCCCAAAUCCCGCUUGUGCCCCCACCCUUUGGAGGAGGAACUUUUUUUCUACUUCUACUCGUUCUGGCCUGGACCCCUCUGACAUGGUCCAGGCUGUGAUAGUUUCCUGUUUCCACAUCACUACGUCCCACCCCAUUGCACCAGACACUCAUCUUCACUUUUCCCCAUCACCUCUUAAGAAGGACAUUUUGUCAGGAAUCUUUAUGUAAAAUGAGUCAACUCAAAGCUGAGACUGAAAGAAGAGCGCAUAUGAUGUAUAUUUGCAGCACUGCACAGUGUUAAACUUGUAAACAUGUAUUUUUUUUUUUUUCCAUUUUCUUUUUGUACCGUGUGGGUUUUUGUUUUUCAAACGGGAGUUUAAAAAGGACUCUGAAAUAUGUAGAGGAGCGCUUGUUGCAAUCAUAAAGGACGUUGCCUGUUUCACAGUAAGGAAUUGUGCACAGACAAAAUGCUUUUCUUGCUUUUUGCUGUAAGGAGAUUUGGCCCUCCUCGAAAGGCAGGGCGUCUGGCUGAUGGAGGCGACUCUAUAAGCCGUUGUGCUGAAAGUUCAGCUGUUGUUUUUUUUCUCCCUCGAUCCGAGACUGAUAUCUCUCACACGCACCCUCCAACUGCAAAACACUAAAGAGAGAAACAACUCACUCCGGAUCUUGGGGAGAUGUGACAGAUACGUCACUG